AUGUCGUGGACAGCAGAAGCACGUCGCAACCACUUGUGGUCGGCCGUUGUCGAGGUCGCGGAGGCGAGUGAAGAAGAACUUAUGUUCGUGCUGCCACGCUUGAGGGACGAGGACCUGGUGAAGAUCCGUUCGUGUGCUCACCGGGCCUACCUCAUGUCCGAUGAUGCUGUGCAAGCAGCGAGCAAUAGUUCGCCUGCACCUCCGACGGCGCCGGCUGGACGAGCUGAAGCCUGGACUUACAGUUCGCCUCCUAAGGAGUCCGCGGCGAAGGCUCAAGAUGCAGCAGCUCCCGCCAAGGCCGCGACACUGGCGUUCGCAAAGCCGCUCUCGAAGCAGGCGACAGGACCAGCCGAAGGGGUCCAAAGCUGGUUCGCCUCCGGCUCGAUCCGGGACAACGGGUACCUCGGCGCCUACGACCGGUUCGACGGCAACCUCAACGGCAAGUUCGCAGAAGCCGAAGCAGGUCAAAAGGCCGCCGACCUUCAACGCGGACGGCACGGUGCAGGCGCCACCCAAGGCGGCCGAGCCUGCGCCGUCUACGGGACAGCCCUUGUCCGGGGAGGAUGCGAUCGCCCUGCUAAUGGUGUCGGCCCCGGCAGCAGGUUCGACGACUUCGACUACACCUCCCACGGUGUCAGACCCGGCCCCGGUCGCUCCAAGCAGUUCGCCGACAGCACCGUCGCCGCCUUCUACCAUGGCCCAGUCCGCCAAGAGCAGUUCGGGCAGCAGGGGCGAUGGCCAGCCCACAGGUUCGCCUACGGUGCAGCAGUCCGCUGGGAGCUCUUCGUCGCCACCAGUCGCGGACACAGGCAGUACGGGGGCGCCGACUACAGUGGGAGGACAUAG
Symbiodinium sp. CCMP2592 is the source of this 846-nucleotide messenger RNA. Lineage: Eukaryota; Dinophyceae; Suessiales; Symbiodiniaceae. The record is from the annotation of a GenBank genome assembly.